UGAGGCAUCCUGCUCCUGUCCUCCAUGCUUAGGUGAAGGGGGUAUUAGACAGAAGUAAUGCUGGCUGGUCUGAGCGCUCUGUCUGCUGUGUAGUCUGGGGGGAUCGACAUGGGGAGCACCAGCAAGGUGGCCAACUUGUGGAACAGGAGACAGAGUCUCUUCCCCAACUACAAAGUCACUGAUUCGGAUAUUAAUCGAAGACCCUCUGAGAUUGUUUACCCACUAGCCAAGGAAAGCUGCGUGAAGACAUGGAACUCCAUGCAGGAGCUGAGCAGAGACAUCUACGACAUUUACGCUGAGUAUGAAGAUGAAGAAGAUGACAGUACUCCCUACAGCUUCUCCAAGCAGCCCUCACCCUCGAAGAGAAAUUACAUGAUCAAUAUCAAUGUAGGGGGGAAGCCCUAUCAGAUAGCCUACAAGAUGGCUGCCAAAUACCCCAAAACCAGAAUAGGAAGACUGGCCACUUACACUGACCACAACAUGAAGCUGGACCUGUGUGACGACUACACUGUGACCAACAACGAAUACUUCUUUGACAGGGACCCAGAUGUCUUCCACAGCAUCUUCAACUUCUACAGGACUGGUGUGCUGUGGAUCAAGGAUGAAUUGUGUCCUCGCAACUUCCUGGAGGAAAUCAACUACUGGGGCGUGAGGAUCAAGAACACCCACCGCUGUUGCCGCAUCUCCUUUGAGGAGAGGCAGGAUGAGCUGAAUGACCAGCUGAAGAUCCAGAGGGAGCUGGAGGCCGAGGUGGAGAUCGAGGAGAAUGAGGAGCUCUUUCAUGACAUGUUCAUGGGCCACAGGCGCCGAGCUAUCUGGAACCUGAUGGAGAAGCCGUUUUCGUCUGUUAAGGCCAAGUUGAUGGCUGUGGCCUCCAGUCUGUUUGUCCUGAUCUCCCUGGUGGCCAUGACUCUCAACACGGUGGAGGAGAUGCAAUACAGAACUCCCACAGGUCAGCUCAGUGGCAAGACAUACUGGGAAUACGUGGAGUCAAUGUGCAUCGCCUUCUUCACCAUGGAGUACCUGCUCCGUCUGGUGUCCACUCCUGACAUCAAAUCCUUCAGCAGGAGUGUGCUCAACACCGUGGACCUGAUCGCCAUCCUGCCUCAGUAUCUGCAGGCCAUCCUGGAGUUCUUUGACAACGAGGAAAACUACAUGAAGCAUGAGGCUGACAUGCAGGCGGUGGGGCAGGUGGGAAAGCUGGGGCAAGUGUUGAGGAUCAUGAGACUGAUGCGAAUUUUUCGUAUCUUGAAGCUGGCUCGACACUCCACAGGUCUGCGGGCUUUUGGCUUCACUUUGCGUCAGUGCUACCAGCAAGUGGGCUGCCUCUUCCUCUUCAUCGCCAUGGGCAUCUUCAGCUUCUCUGCCAUGGUUUAUACCGUGGAGCAUGACAUGCCGCAAACAAACUUUACCAGCAUCCCUCAUGCGUGGUGGUGGGCAGCUGUCAGCAUCUCCACCGUGGGCUAUGGAGACGUCUACCCAGAGACCAUACUGGGUCGUCUUUUCGCUUUCAUCUGCAUCGCUUUUGGAAUUAUCCUCAACGGCCUGCCCAUAUCCAUCCUCUUCAACAAGUUCUCAGACUAUUACUCUAAACUCAAGUCCAAUCAGUACACAGCCUCCCUGAAUAAGCGAGGGAGGAUCAGAUUUGCCAAGAGGACAGCGAAAAAGCUCAACCACUGCUUUGCACCACACCAUUGUCACGCACACUGAUUUCUUAUGUACUUUUAAAAAAAAGAAAUAUAUGAUUGACUGUAAAACUGUGCAAAAAAUUGUAUGUGAUGGGGACAAACAGGUGUAACAUGAACAAAAGAUGAGGGUUCAUUCUCCAGUAGUGGCACAUCUGGCUGUGUAUUCCAAUAAAUUGGCAGCAUCUGUGGUUGGAAAGCCGGUGCGAGAUCACACACCUUCUCCAAGCUGGUCAGUACUGAAAACAGUUUUGGGGGGGUGGAGGGUAUGUUAAGCAGUAUGACUGACUGACCUCUGAAAAUGUUUACUUUUCUAUUCUAUUCAGAAAAUACUAUUUUUGUUAUUUGAUAGUCAGAGGCAUAAAAAAAGAAAUACUCCAUACGAUUUUCACUUUAGCCUCGUUAUCAUAUCUCUAUAUUAUCAUAUAGAGCAGUUACACAAAACAAGGUCCCUGUUUAGUGAUACUAUUUAAAACUCUUAAACCCUGCCAGACCAAUUGGUUAAAUGCAUCAUUACAAAAUCUAAAAGCUUUACAAAUAUACUGUAUCAAAUAUGUCAGAAAGAAUUUUGGGGAAACAUGUAUAGAAUGAUACACACAUUUACAACAUGUCAAUAUGAUGUGGUGGUGCACCUGCACGAAUGUGGCACCUUGGGUUUGAAUACUUCUCUCAGUACAAGUAUAGUGUGGCUUCAGUGAAGUUUUUUAUGUUUUAAAAGCAGUCCUCCUGGUUCAAAUUCCCACAAUGAAAAUGUGUAAUGUCAGCAUCCUACUAUUUGGGUGAAGAGGUCAGACUUUGCUGAUUUGAUUCGGGCCACAAGAGAAUGAAUGAAAAAGCUUUUGUUAUCACCAUAGCAGCUCUCAAGGCUUAGAACUUUUUGCUAAUCUACAAUGCAACUCCAUACCCCACUGAUUUUGGACGUUGUGCUUUUCAGAGACAGCUUAACUAGGUAUGAAUAUAGAUCUCAGCAGCUAAUAUUAGUUAUCUUCUAAUUGCAACUGUGAUGUUUUAAAAAUGUGUGCAUGCACAGGAGGUCUGCAGGGGCUUGCAAAGUGUACUAAACCUUGAAACACCGGUGCUGCUUUUCAUGCAUUUGCAAUGUUCAGUAGUUUUGCCUACAAAGUAUGCAAAGUAUGGCUUACUUGCAAAGUAUCACACAAUGCUGUCUGAUACUCUGUUGUCAAUAAACACUGUCCUGCUCAUGAAA
Molecule: messenger RNA, 2892 nt
Organism: Seriola dumerili (greater amberjack)
Lineage: Eukaryota; Metazoa; Chordata; Actinopteri; Carangiformes; Carangidae
Product: potassium voltage-gated channel subfamily V member 2-like
Exons: 2
Coding region: 109-1710 (533 amino acids)
Biological process (GO): potassium ion transmembrane transport; protein homooligomerization
Cellular component (GO): voltage-gated potassium channel complex; membrane
Molecular function (GO): voltage-gated potassium channel activity
Source: RefSeq, a predicted model, not a curated record